AUGAGGGGGGGGGAGUCUUCGGGGCGGUCUGAGCGCCGGCGCGACGGCGCCGGCAGAGACGAGGCGCGCGCGCGACACGAAGAGGCUCUGCGGAGGUAUGGCUACCCCGGCUCGGGGUACGGAAGCAGGGACAGCGCCUCCAGCAGCAGGAGACACCGACACUUGCACGCCUCCGGAGGCCACAGCUCGCGCCGGAGCCGAACGCCGCCCCCGUACCUCUCGCGCAGCAACUGCCGCGACCGGGAGGGCCGCGGCGGGGGAGGGGCGGAGGGCCCGUACUCGCGCGACAGGCGCCGCAGCAGAGAGCGCGAAGGCGACCCCCUCUACGACUCCAGACGCCGGGGCAGCCCGCGCGGCGACCGCAGGGACCGAGCGUACCCCUACCGCAGAGAGCGCAGACACAGCUGUGAGCCCGACAGGCGCGGCGGCCGCCGGCGCUUCGACGAAGAGCGCGGCGACUCCGCGCGCCAGCUGGAGGACCCACGGGCGAACCUGCACGCCGGCAGCGGCGCAGAAGAGGCGCAGGAGCGAAGUGUGCUGUCCGAGGCGCACAGAGCUCAGAACGACGCAGACGCAGGCGUCGUUUGUCUGUCAUCUUCGGGCGCCGCGUCCUCUCCCCCGAUCGCGCUGACCUUUUCGUCGGCCUCCGCCUCGCCGCUGCACUCUGCCUCUCUCGCCUCUGCCUCGCCCCUCGUGCUACGGCCCCGCCACGACGGCGCGGGCGCGCCGGUCUCCGGCCCUUCCUCGCCGGCGCUGUUCGCCUCUUCGGCGGGCGCGGAGGGUGGCGAGGCGCCGGGCCCUGCGCCCGCGGUCGUGCACCUGUCUCCGCCGGCGGCGGGCCCGCAAGUCUUCGCAGGGCCCGGCAGGGGCGAGUCUGUGGCGCCCGGCGAGGCCCUCCGCGGGCCCCACGACGAGGCACUGCCGCCACCCCGCAACGGCGGAGGCGACGGCAACCUGCACAGGCCUCACAUCCUCGUUCCUGGGCACCCAGGGCCUCCGGGGCAGCCUGGCGCGCCCCUGCACGCUUUCGCAGGCCAAGUCCGCAUCGCACCGCCGGCGAGUUCUUCGGCAUCGUUUCCCGGUCCGCGGCUCGGAGGCGCCCCAUCUCCGCACGCUGCUUUUGCUCCUACGCCUCACAACGACCGCCGUCCGUUCUUCGGCUCUCUGCCUCCGCUGGCUGGGCCUGCCCCCCACGGGGCCCCCCCGCCCCCCGGGACCCUCCCUGGAGGCCCGGGCCGGCCAGCUGGGCUCUGCCGCCUGCCGCCGUUCCAGCCUCCGCCGCCGUCCUCCUUCCCGCCGCUGUCCUCCUUCCCGCCUCCGCCUGGCGUGGCCCCGCUGCCUGCAGAGGGAGACGGCACGAUGUUUUGCAACGGCGCGGUGUUCGGCCCGCGGGGCCCGCGCCCCGCGCCCCCGUCUGGCGUGCCUCCGCCGCCCUUCUUUGGGCCCGGAGACAGGCCGGGAGCGCCCCCCCAGCACUCCGGCCUCGGGGGAGGGGGGCCGCCGCGCCCCCCGGUCCACCCCGACAUGGUGCGGCCGCCCCAGUGGGCUCCUGGCAGGGGAGAAGAGGGGGGGGCCGCCACAGGGCCUAUGUUGCUCGACGGGCGGCGUGUCAGGGGCGCAGGGAGACAGUACGAGGGCGACCUGAGUGCGACGCCGUGGGCGGAGGAGGGCGGGCCGGAGCUCGGGGGCCUCAAGGCGGGCGCGGCGCCGGUCGUCCUGAGGCUCGCGAGCGUUCCACAGCCGCUUCUCACCCACGAGAAUAUGCUUUCCUUCUGCUCAAUGUUCGGCCGUGUGGAGCACGUGGAAAUCCAGCCCGGCGAUCUCUCGGCGCGCGUGACGUUCAGCGACCCCGCGGCCGCGGCGGAGGCCGGCCGAAGCGCCCCCGGCGCCUUCGAGGCUCCAACGCUCGUUGUGGAAGUCAUCUCGCAGCUGCACGGCUCGCUAGUUCCUCCUGCUGCGCCUCUCGCCAGUGCCCAGCCCGCUCGGGGUCCCGCUGCCCGCGAAGUCGCUCUCAACGCAGUCGUCAUGCACGCGCCCGGACCAAACAAGUUCGUCUCGGCGGAGUACCUCGAGAAGAAGAGACAGAUGGAGGAACUGCAGCGAAGAAAAGAAGAGUGCGCGAAGAAGAAACAAGAGCUUCUCGGCAAACUGACUGCCAGCCUUCAGCUGUCGCGCCGCGGCCCUGGCCUUCGGCGCCUGCAAGGGGCGCUCCCCUCGCUCCUCGCGUCUGUUUUCCUUUCUGCGCAGAAUGCUAUUGCGCGGCUCACUGACCCACUGACUCCUGAGAGCGAACAGGGCGCUGUGAGGACGAUGAUCGCGUCGAUAAAAGAGAAAAUUGCUUUUCUCUCUUAUCAAAAGGAGGGGCGCCCCGAGGAGGAGACGCGGCUGGAGGAGAAGCUCCGCAAGCUUCAGGCCGAGGCGCUUGCGCGAGGUUUGAAUCCGCGACUCGUCCUGCAGCAGGCCGCGGCGCAGAAUCCCUACAAACUGGACUUCCGCACGACUUACAUCAAAUGCCUGGGUCCAGCCUUGGAAGACAUUCGCAACUCAGAUGCCUUCACCGAGUGGGUCGUCUCGCACGCCGAGCCGCUGAUGGGCGACGCGAUCGAGGCUGUCGUUGAAAUGGAGGAAGGCGGGCGGCGCUUCGGAUGUCUCAAAUACAUCAACCGACAAUCCGCUGAACAGGUCAUGCGCAACUGCGCGUCGCUGCCGUUUCAGCUCGAGUGGAUGGAGCCGCCGGCGGAUCCUGACGCCGACGCGCGCGGCGCUUCCAGCGGGUUCGCGGCAGCCUCUGCAGUUCCCUUUCUGCCGUCGCUGCACGGAGGCGAGGACGACGGCUUUGUCGCAGACGGCAGAAACGCUCUGCUGCUUGAGAGCGACCUCAACACUCUCCGCCGCGAAGAAGAAGGGCGCGGAGAAGAGGCCCGCGGCGCCGUCUUUUCGUUCAACGGGGGGAGCGCACAGAGAGCGCGGCCGGGCGCGCCGAGUCGGGAGGGCACCAAGGGCUUUGAUCAGCAGCCCCACAAUCCACAUGAAACCGAAGUCGACUACGACUUUGAGUGA
Besnoitia besnoiti is the source of this 3060-nucleotide messenger RNA. RefSeq lists its product as uncharacterized. The record is from RefSeq and is a predicted model, not a curated record. NCBI's taxonomy places the organism in Eukaryota, Apicomplexa, Conoidasida, Eucoccidiorida, Sarcocystidae. The coding region runs from base 1 to 3060 and encodes 1019 amino acids. The transcript is spliced from 10 exons.